Hypoxylon trugodes is the source of this 2443-nucleotide messenger RNA. RefSeq lists its product as uncharacterized. Gene Ontology annotation, biological process: positive regulation of transcription by RNA polymerase II. The transcript has 4 exons. Lineage: Eukaryota; Fungi; Ascomycota; Sordariomycetes; Xylariales; Hypoxylaceae. The record is from RefSeq and is a predicted model, not a curated record. The coding region runs from base 503 to 2233 and encodes 576 amino acids. Gene Ontology annotation, cellular component: nucleus.
GUUCAAACGUCCAUAAUAAGGAGCAAGCACGACACGCGAUUUACAUAAACUGAUCAUUCCUCUCCUCGACGAAUAUUACCUUCUUCUCCUUUGCUCUUUUAGGAAUCGAAUCGUGGUAUAUUAUCGUUGUCUUUGGUUCGAAGAAGCACAAUUUCUUAUGCUCUUUUGAUUCCACGGUAUUCUACGGAAACCAACCAAAGAGAAACAUUUCCGUUUUAUGUUUAGUCCCACCCGUUUUAAGAAAUAAAAAAAAACCGCUUAGUCAUAUGUUAUCAUUGACGGUUGGGGCACCUAAGAAAGUUACCUAGGUACCUAUUUUCCACACCUUAAAAAAAAUACAAAGCUUAUUUUUUUAUCCAAAGUUCCUCCGAGAAUUCACAAUCACGUGAACUUCAGUCGGAUUUAUCUACUAUUUAUCUCCGAAGGUCCUCCAAGUCCAUUCGACAUCACGUGAUACCCCUUUCUUAAUAGUCUUCGAGAUAGCUCGAAUCCCUCGCAAACAAUGUCAGCAAACCCCGACGGCAACCCGAUGCAAUCGGGUGGUGAAAGUUCCGCUUCCAAUGGUACUACUCCCGCGCCAUCAACCGCUACGACAGCUACCUCGCAGUCGAGUGCGCCAGCCUCCGACGAUUCGCUCCAGUGUCGAUGGGUUGGUUGCAGUGAGAAGUUCAACUCCGCUGAAAUACUUUAUGAACACAUCUGCGAGAAGCAUGUCGGUCGCAAGAGCACCAACAACCUCAACCUCACUUGUCAGUGGAACCAGUGCAAGACAACCACGGUCAAGCGUGACCAUAUAACCUCUCACAUCCGCGUCCACGUGCCCCUCAAGCCCCAUAAGUGCGACUUCUGUGGCAAGUCCUUCAAGCGUCCUCAGGACUUGAAGAAGCACGUCAAGACACACGCGGAUGACUCUGUUCUGGUUCGCUCGCCAGAUCAGCCCAUGAACGGUGGCUACCGCCCCCAGGGCAAAGCUCCUUCUAGCUACUAUGAUCAUAAUGGUCAGAUGCGUACUAACUCGGCCGCCUUCGGUCAGCCGCCCCACCCCGCCGCACACCCCAGUAGCUACUAUCAGCACCAUCCUCAACCCUCCUUUGGGGGCCCGGUGUACUACCAGCCUAUGGGCGGCCGCGGGGAUCAUAUGGGUUACCAGGCUUCUGCGGACUACGACAACCGUAAGCGCACCUAUGACGUGCUGAACGAGUUCUUCGGCGACGCCAAGCGUAGACAGCUUGACCCGAACUCAUACGCCCAGGUUGGCCAGAGACUUAUGCCGCUACAUGGAGCACUUCCGCUUCACUCGGGUUCUAUGGGUGCUGAAUAUCUCCCGGCUCCUGGUGUCAUGGCUGUCGAUGGGCAAGGCCACGGGCCUUACCAGCAACACUAUUCCCUUCCGUCUAUGUCGAAUGUCCGUACCAAGAGUGACCUUGUCCAAAUAGAUCAACUUUUGGAGCAGAUGCAGAGUACAGUAUACGAGAACUCUAACACUGCUGCUGCUGCCGGAGUCCAUCAGCCAGGUUCCCACUACUUGCCUCUUAACUUCCGCCACAGCCAGUCACCACCACACUCUGCGGCGGCUCCUCAGUCUGCUAUGGGUAACGGAGGUUAUUCAGCUGCUCAUGUACCUUCGCCUUUGACGACAGUCUCUUCCACGCACUCGAAUGGAACUCCUGCAGUGACGCCGCCUUCAAGUUCUAUGUCGUACACCUCUGGACAUUCUCCCAGCGCUUCGUCGUCAAACCAGUCGCCUUCCACACGACAUAGCUCGACUGCAUCGACGCUCUACCCGGUAUUGCCUCCUACCACAUCUGGCUACCCGGGCCAAUCAGCCACAUCGACUCUAGGCCCCAACUUUGACACGGACCCUCGUCGACGCUACUCAAACAGCAUGCUCCAGCGUGCGAAUACAGCUCAUCGUCCAGAGCCUUUGUCCACAACACCUCGCGCAUCUGAGCCUCCGUCUGCGGCAAUCUCGGCGGUUAGUUCUCCGUCGGCCGAGUCUGAAGCUAGUGCCGAGGCUCGUGAGGACCAAGUGUAUGAACAGUGGCUCGAGAAUAUUCGUGUGAUCGAAUACUUGCGCGAGUACGUUAUUGACCGCAUCAAGCGCAAGGACUUUGAGGAUGAGAGUGGCUCGGAGGGUAUGGUUGGAUCGCCGGCAGCUGCUAGUGAUAUGGACGUCGAUUCUUCACCAACUCGCCCGCCGUCUCAGCCUGCGUACCCAGCACUACCACUAUAGAAUGGCGGUUUGAUGGAAUGGGAGAACGAAGAGCAGUUCUGGGAAUGGUUCGUUUGAUGCUAGGGAUCCUACAAAUCGGGGUAGGAAUUGGGAGGUGUUGGAUGAACAAGGUCUAUUUAGUGAAGGUGAAGAGUUUUAACGACUAAAUACAUAUCAGCAUUAGGUUCACAGCAACACGAAUAUGAAUAUGAAUACAUACAAUUAUUGUAA